CUUUAUCAGCACAUCAAGUGUCAAAAUUUGGUAGUGGCAGGUUAGCAGGUGCCAGUUUCUUUUCGAAUUGGGUGAUUUUUGACAUAAAAACAUCUUCACUUACCUAAUCAAUUAGAAAACUUGUAAAUCUACGGUGGACCAAUUCUAGAAAAUUAAUGAUUUAAUGGGGCAAACAUGAACAGCAUCGGCGAGGAAUGUACUGAAUUAAAGCGGCAAUACGACGCCUGCUUCAACAACUGGUUCUCGGAGAAGUUCCUCAAGGGGCAAACCGACGACUCUAUGUGUGCUCCGAUAUUUAAAGUCUAUCAAGAAUGCGUGAAGAAAGCAAUGAAAGCGCAGAAUAUCGAGUUUAAGGAAAUCGACGGUGACUACUUAAAAGAUGAGUUCAAAGACACACCUCCAGGCAAAGGUAGCUGACGCUCGCUUCAAGGAGAUAGCGCUUCAAAUCAGUCACGCUCUAGAACUCGAUUCCAUUCAAUUUAAAAGCAGAAUAAUCAUCAGAAAAUUACAGGGUAGCAACUAGCGUAUGCAGACCACAACUUUGCUCUAAAUUGAAAUUAUUUCUAGUAAACUUUUUAUUUGAUGUUCUCUAAUUAUUUUUAUUUACACAUUAGAACUAAAAAGCGUCUAACGCAUUGUCAAGAAAGUUUUGUACAAAACAGAAUCGU
Molecule: messenger RNA, 668 nt
Organism: Hermetia illucens (black soldier fly)
Lineage: Eukaryota; Metazoa; Arthropoda; Insecta; Diptera; Stratiomyidae
Product: TP53-regulated inhibitor of apoptosis 1-like
Exons: 3
Coding region: 175-417 (80 amino acids)
Source: RefSeq, a predicted model, not a curated record